AUGCCUGCUCCAGCUGGUGCAGCCACUAUCGAUUGGAACAAAUACCACGCACAGAUGCGAACCGCUCUCUCUGUUCUAUUCGAAGACUACUCCGAUCUCAAGGGCGUCGACAAGGUCAAGAUCUUCAACAAGGUACCACAAAGUGUGCGCAAAGCACCGCGAUGGGCGCAAGGACGUACUAUGGUGGUGGAUUUAAAGAAGAAGAUUAAGGAUGCAGCAACCAGUCUCGGCAUCGGCGGACUGGCCACUCUACCGGUUUACAGCGCUGCGGAUGGAGUUGCAAGCGUUACUAGGCGCGGUAUUCGGGUCCCAGUAAAGCCACAGGGCGCCGGCAGUGGCAGCGAGGGGGACUCUGAGGGAGAUGGCGGCGAGGAGACUUAUCGGGGCUUGGGAAGCGGUCCUCCUAAGCCGUUGGGCUCAGAGAAAUAA
This is a messenger RNA of Fulvia fulva, 429 nucleotides long. RefSeq lists its product as uncharacterized. The transcript has 3 exons. The coding region runs from base 1 to 429 and encodes 142 amino acids. The record is from RefSeq and is a predicted model, not a curated record. Lineage: Eukaryota; Fungi; Ascomycota; Dothideomycetes; Mycosphaerellales; Mycosphaerellaceae.